AACAAUGCUGAUUGAGAAAGAUAAAAUAAAAAAAUUCUUAUCAAAAUCACAACAAGUGGGUACGAUGGAUGGGUUGAAGUAAGUGGCAUCCAGCACAUAAAGCAAGCACCUGGACCCCACAUUCAAUGUACCCCAACCUUGAUUUUCAAGCAUAUAUAUCAUAUAUGCAGCAAAACAAAACAAAAAACAAAAAAAACAUUAAUUCACAAACAUGAUGAAACCCGGCGAAAUAACAACACCUUUAGUGACCAAACCUGCAGCACCAGCGGCCGGGCAGCUGGUGAGACCCAGCGAACCAACACCAUCCCACAUCCUUCUUUUGUCAUCAAUCGACACACUUCCACCAUUCAGGUACUACACUGACACCCUGCACGUCUUCAUGCAUGGCCGUGAGCCAGCAAAGGUGAUAAGAAGAGCCAUUUCUAGAGCUCUAGUCUUCUACUACCCUCUCGCCGGAAGGCUUGUUCACUCCGGCGAUGAUGACCUGAGGAUUGCUUGCACUGGGGAUGGUGUCUACUUUGUUGAAGCUCAAGCUAAAUGUAAACUAGAAGACGUCAACUUCCUUCAGCGUCCUCUGAUGAUUCCCAUAGAUGACCUCCUUCCUUAUCUUCCUCAUCCUCAAGAACCAGCUCCCCCAUUGUUCAUGAUUCAGGUGACGGAGUUUAAAUGCGGUGGAUUUGCUGUGGGUACCAGAUACAACCACAUGAUCACUGACGGUGUUGGGUUAGGCCAAAUCCUACAAGCGGUGGGUGAGAUGGCAAGAGGUCUGACUCGACCAACAAUUGACCCAAUUUGGCAACGUGAUGUCAUCCCAAUCCCAACCAAAACCCCACAACACCAUUCCCAGGUGUCACCACCACCUUUCACACGCCUUAACUUCAACCUUGAGGAUACCAUCCUAGACAUUCCCCAAGACCACAUUGACCAUUUAAUAAACCAAGUUACAAAGGAAACAGGAAUAAAAUGUACAACGUUUGAUGUGCUAGCAGCUAAACUAUGGCAAAGCCGAACAAGAGCCAUCAACUUUGAUCCACAGGUUCCAGUUAUUUUCAGCUUCACAGCAAACAUACGUCCAUUGUUGCACGCCCUUAAACAAGGUGGCUACUACGGCAACUGCGUGUACAUGCCGUAUGUCACGGUGAGCAGCGAAAGGGUGAAGCGAGCGCCGAUAAGCGAGCUUGUGAGCUUGAUCCAAGACAAGAAAGAGAACCUACGAGUUGAGUUCAUGAAAUGGACGAAGGGUGAGCUUGAGCAGGACCCAUAUGAGGUGAGAAACACGUACGCCCUGAUGCAUGUCACGGAUUGGAGGAACGUUGGCUUCUCGGAUGUGGAUUUUGGUUGGGGCUCGGAAAUGCACAGUGGAGUUGGCACUAUGAUUGACUAUGUGGUCAUUGGUUUCUUGACUCGACCACCUGCGAGUUCAAGUGGCGCGCGCGUCACUGCGCGCUUUGUUAUGAAGGAGCAUCUUGCUGCGUUUCAUGAUGAGAUGAUGAGUUUCUAAUUCUUAGUUAUAAAUUAUAAUCCACGGUCAUGAACCAUGAUUCAUUAAUGUAUUGGAGUACGUACGUUAUAUAUAUUGAACAACUUAAUUUUUUU
Molecule: messenger RNA, 1596 nt
Organism: Dioscorea cayenensis subsp. rotundata (Guinea yam)
Lineage: Eukaryota; Viridiplantae; Streptophyta; Magnoliopsida; Dioscoreales; Dioscoreaceae
Product: myricetin 3-O-glucosyl 1,2-rhamnoside 6'-O-caffeoyltransferase AT2-like
Exons: 3
Coding region: 212-1501 (429 amino acids)
Source: RefSeq, a predicted model, not a curated record